This is a messenger RNA of Actinia tenebrosa (Australian red waratah sea anemone), 1161 nucleotides long. Its product is annotated as major facilitator superfamily domain-containing protein 6. Lineage: Eukaryota; Metazoa; Cnidaria; Anthozoa; Actiniaria; Actiniidae. Gene Ontology annotation, cellular component: membrane. The record is from RefSeq and is a predicted model, not a curated record.
AUGUACCCUGGAUAUAAAGUAACGCAAGUCAACAUAGUACUUGACUUGCUAUCUGGGUACGACACGGAUUUGAUUAGUAAACUGGCUGAUGUAGGCCUCACUGAAGGACUAAAGAUUACUCAUUUAAGAGGAGCAAAAGAUUUACCGUUAUUUCUUCCUCAACCAUGGACUGUCAGCCUAUCAGAAGACGAAGACAGUCUUACUCACGUCUUACACGACAACAUCACAAGCGAACCCAAAAUUUUCCGAUUUCUCCUCGYCGUGACCGUCAUCGGAACAAUMGUUUCUGCGCCSACUCACAUGAUGGCGGAUACCGCGACGCUAACAAGUCUGGACGGUGCUUUACACAAGUAUGGUAGAGUGCGYCUAUGGGGAUCCCUUGGGUGGGGCGUGGGUGGAUUCUCGGUCGGCGCAGCWGUUAGUACGAGCUACUCUACCAGAUGUAACGGAGAAGUUAUCAUUAAUUAUUUCCCAUGCUUWUAYGUAUACGGUGUUGCCAUGGGGAUUGCGUUUCUAUGCGCAACGCAGUUCCGAUACAACAGAGUUGAGACUGAGAAAAUAGUGUCCGAUAAAACAGACUCCUCGGGUCUUUGGAAUGGACUAAAAUUGCUUCGUAGUCCUCAGUAUUGCUUUAUUCUUGUAAUAGCAUUUUAUUGUGGAUCCGCUACAGGAUUUAUCGAGACGUUUCUAUUUUGGUAUCUACAUGAAAUGGGCGGAGAGCAAUUUCUAUUCAGCGUUAUCAACGGCAUGAACUGUGCCGCUGAAGUGGGUGUUUUCCUCAUAUCGGACCGUUUAAUCUCCUGCUUUGGUCACGUGAACAUCAUCUAUCUAGCCCUCGUUUGCUAUUCGCUUAGAUUUUUAUAUUUUUACUUCAUGACGAGCCCGUGGUGGGUUCUACCAGCGGAAUUGCUUCAAGGAAUAACAACAGCAGCGUUUUGGGCUUCCUGUGUUUCGUAUGUGGGACUUCACCCAGGAGCGUCGCAUACUUUGCAGGGGAUUCUAAAUGGAGUGUAUAUGGGAUUGGGUUUUGCCGCGGGCGGUUUUGUGGGGGGUGGGGUGGUGCAUUUAGUAGGAAUGCCCGACGCAUUUCUUAUUUACUCUGUCGUUAGUCUUCUAUUGUGUUUAGUAUUUGUUGCUCUUAAUAAAUAUCAUGGGAACUAA